AUGUCCGACAUUGCACCUGAGGAUAUGGGGUCAGAUGUCGAAAAGCGACGAGUCAACAAUUCCAGCAACCCUAACGACUGCUUCUGCGGGUGGUAUAUUUACUAUUCAAGUGUCUGCAACCGUGAAUACCAGAAACUACCAAUUCACUGUGGUGCUAAGCCCACCAAGCCCACCAAGUCGGGAAAGCCUGGAAAAGGUAGCUUCUGCUCCACUCCAGCCCCGCGUAAUAUCAUCUCCGCAAUAGCUAUGAUACUCAUUGUUGGUGGUGCCUAA
This is a messenger RNA of Penicillium brevicompactum, 273 nucleotides long. RefSeq lists its product as uncharacterized. Lineage: Eukaryota; Fungi; Ascomycota; Eurotiomycetes; Eurotiales; Aspergillaceae. The coding region runs from base 1 to 273 and encodes 90 amino acids. The transcript is spliced from 2 exons. The record is from RefSeq and is a predicted model, not a curated record.